Molecule: messenger RNA, 2150 nt
Organism: Hypomesus transpacificus
Lineage: Eukaryota; Metazoa; Chordata; Actinopteri; Osmeriformes; Osmeridae
Gene: fto
Product: FTO alpha-ketoglutarate dependent dioxygenase
Exons: 11
Coding region: 1-1908 (635 amino acids)
Biological process (GO): DNA alkylation repair; RNA repair; regulation of multicellular organism growth
Molecular function (GO): broad specificity oxidative DNA demethylase activity; ferrous iron binding; mRNA N6-methyladenosine dioxygenase activity
Source: RefSeq, a predicted model, not a curated record
AUGUGGCCCUGGCUGACCGUGCUCCACCUGCGCAGGGCCGUGACAGGCGGCAUGCUGGACGUUGCGGGCCCGCCGGCGGGACAGAAAAAGACGAGCUCACGGGAGAUCAGGCGCAGGCUGAUCCAGGAGUUGGGAGACCAGAAGAUUCCUUUCCUGGGGCCAGGAGACCAGGGCUUCCAGCAGCUGUGGGAGUCCAGCUACUCGGGCCUGGUGGUGCGGCGGUCCUGCUCCCUGCCCACAGAGCUCCACGGUCCCGGGCCCUGCUGGGCCAGCCGGGCACCACCUACCGCUACCUGGACACCCGUCUCUUCGCCAUCCCCUGGCACAGCGAGGAUCAGGAGGGAGGCGGCGGCGGCGGCGGGGGUCGCUGCGACGGUAGGGGUCGACGGUCAGUCGUGCUGCGACGCCGACCUGAGGGCCGCCUGCAAGGCCCUCUGGGAGCUCAACCACUUCUUCUCGUCCGACGUGGGGGAGAGGAAGGAGGGCGACGCCUUUACGCAGUACAGGAAGGAAGCGGACACGGAAGCCAAGCUGAGCGAGGACGACGACAAGGGCUCCCGACAGAGCGACGAGUCCAAAAACACUGAAGGGGGCGACUCGGAGUCCAAGCAGAGCGAAGAGGGAGACACAGAGUCCAAACACAGCGAGGAGUGGGAUAUUGAGUCUCGGCACAGCGAUGAGGGCUGCUCCGAGUCCAAGCAGAGGGCGGACUGGGAAACGGAGGACAAACACAGCGAUGAAGGAGAGCCGGAGGCCAGGCAGAGCAAGCUUGGGGUACCGGAGCUAAAUCCACGCAGUGAAGGAAAAUGCACAGGUUCAAACCCUGCGUCAGGCAAGGGCACGGAGGCCGAGGGGGCGACGCUCGGAUGCCAGGAGAAACCUGUGGCAGAACUGAAGCACAGUCUCUCUAGCUACCACAUCCAAGAUGAGGAGGAGGAGGAGCAGAGUGGCCAGGGUUGUUCUGGCCCCCCCCAAGCACCAUGCCCCGGCCCCGCCCACUUCAAUGUCACCUUGCUCAACUACAUGGACCCGUCUGCCAUAAGCCAGCUGAAGGAAGAGCCUUACUAUGGGAUGGGCAAGAUGGCGGUGGGGUGGCACCACGACGAGAACCUGGUCACCAGGUCUCCCGUGGCUGUGUACAGCUACAGCUGCCACGACAACAAAGGUGUGAGCCCGGAGGAGGGCAGUGGGGAGAAGGGCUGCUGGAGGAUUGGUCUGAAGGUGGCCUGGGACAUCCACACGCCCGGCCUGACCCUACCCCUGCAGUCUGGAGACUGCUACUACUUGAGAGACGACCUGAACAGGAGCCACCAGCACUGCGUCCUGACCGGAGACAUGCCUCGCUUCAGCUCCACCCACCGGGUGGCGGAGUGCUCCACAGGCACCCUGGCCUACAUCGAGGCGCGGUGUCGUGAGGCCCUGUCAAACCUGCGUGUGGAGGCGGCCGGCAGCUCCCACAGCCUGCUGUCCCUGCUGCCCUCCACCUUCCAGCACUGUGAGGAGAUCCACAACGAGGUGGAGUUUGAGUGGCUGAGGCAGUACUGGUUCCAGGGCCAGCGCUACACCCGUUUCUGCAGCUGGUGGAGCGGCCCCAUGGAGAGACUGGAGACAGACUGGAGACACAUGGAGCUCAUGACCAAGCUCUUCCUGGCGGUUGUGGAGGAUGAAGAGAGCGCGGAGGAGGGCAGGAGAGAGAUGGCCGAGACUCUGCUGAGUGCCCUGACAGACAGACAGCAGCACAGACAGACAUGGAGAGACAGGUGCCACUCCACCCUGGCCCAGAGCCUGCCUCCGGAGGAGGUCCCAGUGGACCGGCCCUUCUGGGGCCUCGACGACGCCGCCAUGCCGCUGCCCUUUGACCUGGCUGACAUCAUCAACAGGGUGGAGUCCCUCCUCUGGAGGAUGUGAACAACGGUGCGGCGUGGAAGAAGAGAGAAAGAGAGAGAGAGAAAGAGAGAGAGAAUGAGAGAGAGAAACAUAGAAGGAGAGUCUUCACACCUUGUGAAAUGCACCAUGCCACCAGGGAGAAGAUGCACCUGCUCCAUGUUCAUGUCCUUCGUUUGGGUGGCACAGCUUCAGCCCUCACCCCCACCCAGCACCCCACCCAGCACCCCACCCAGGACCCCACCCAGCACCCCACCCAGGACCCC